Acanthocheilonema viteae is the source of this 423-nucleotide messenger RNA. The record is from the annotation of a GenBank genome assembly. Lineage: Eukaryota; Metazoa; Nematoda; Chromadorea; Rhabditida; Onchocercidae.
AUGCAGCGAAAAAGAGCCAGCGAAUUGACAAUUAACAAUGUUUCACAACUGGAAGAAGAUAUCAUCACACCACUUGAAUGGAUGUUCUCAUCAAAAGAAAAAUGGGAAAAACGGGAGAAGGAUAAUAUAGUGCAGGAUGAGAUGAACAUCAAAUCAAAGUUGACAAAAAAUCGCGAAAAAAGACAAGUAAAGCGAAAAGCUGCAGCGAAGAAUAGCCUGAUGACGUUAGACACCGCAAAAUUAAAGGGAAGCGCUGCAGAAGGAAUGCAAUCCGAGUUAGAAAAGGAUGGUAAAGCCAUAGCAGCAGAAACACUGAAACUAAAGGACAUUUCCAAGAACGAUGGAGAAAAGGUUACUGAUGACAAACAGAACGUAAUCAACAGUGUGAAAAGUCGACGAGAAAAUAAAGGUCAAGUCGAAUAG